Messenger RNA from Moneuplotes crassus, 3300 nucleotides. Lineage: Eukaryota; Ciliophora; Spirotrichea; Euplotida; Euplotidae. The record is from the annotation of a GenBank genome assembly.
UAAACUCAACUCAUAACAAUGGAAAAAGAUUUGAAUGCUACUAAUAAAGCACAUUUUGACGAAAUCAAAGACCUAUAUGAUAAAGCAGACUGGCUCGCACUCAUGGAAUACUGUACUGAAAACGAACCUUCAGAUUUGAUCAGAGAUGACACCAAGUUUCAGAACCUCCUUAUCAGAAUAAUGGAAACUCUUUUGAAAAAUAGUCUAGGCAACGAUACUCAGGAUUGAUACAAGUAUAUACUAUCUCUCCUUCUGUGAAGUCUCUCAUUAGAAAAAGAACGAAGUAGAAGAAUUAUUGGCAACCUUUUCCUUGAUGCUUGCGGGUCAAGCCAGCUAGAGCUUAUCAAAGAGUUCUUCACUGACCACGAAACUGAAUUAAUAAAUAUCAAAUUUUGUGACCCUGAUGGAAGAAGCUGAUUUCACUAUGCAGCUGAUGGGAAUGGUGACAAUUACGAUGUCAUUGAGUUCAUCCUCCAUAGUUUCGCUCAUAAAGAUAAUUAUUUCGUCACUAAAGGGCUGCUGUAUUUUCUUAGCAAGAAGAGUUUGAUAAAUAGCAAACCUAACUCUAUCAAAGAGUUCUUCAAGAAAAUUGAAUAUCUGGAUCUCUCCCAGAAAGAUGUUUCAGGCAAUAGCGCUCUUCAUCUUAUCAUGCUCAAUUGAGAAGAUGCUGAGAUAUGGAAAGAAACUAUUUUACAGAUAAUUGAGAGGAACCCAAGCUUGUACUGAAUGAAAAAUAAUGAAGGAAAAUCACCUAAAUUUAUUGACAGCGAGAAAUCUCUAGGAAUAUCAGAAAUGAUUGAUGAGAAUUCAAAAAGUAAGAAUGAGUCCAAACCCGCAAAAUCUCAAAAGACAAAGUAACAAUUCUCUAAAGACUGCUUCCUUAUCAAAGAAGGACGAUCCAUCUCGAGAAGAAUUAUCUCCAGGUGAAGAGGCUAAAUCUCCAUCUAAAGGAGGAGAGAAAAAGACUAAGAAUAAAGACAGAAAAUCUAAGAAAGAUAAACCCAAUUCGAAAGAGUCUUCAGGAAGUAAACAGAAAGCUCAUAAUCCGAACCAGUCAGCCAAGAAUGUGCAAAAAGAAGUUAAAGAGAAAUCCCAGAAGGACCAGAAAGGCAAGAAAGAAAAGGCUGCUCAAAAUAAGCAGAACCCUCAAAUAGAGUCAAAAAGCUCUCAAUCAAAGAAGAAAGACCAUAUUUUCAAGUUUAAUAGAGAAGCCAAUGAAGAAAGUUUCCCACCUCUUGUAAGCCAAAGUAAUAUGAAGAAUCCAGACAGAGAGCUAAAGGUGGAGGAUACUGUGGAAGUACCUGGUCCCAUGAAAGAAAAUUUAAAUAAACCUCCCUCUCCAAACGUUAAACUUGAAGAGACACAAAAGGAGAACAAAACUGAUCAUCAGAAUCUUGUACACAAUGAGAUGAUGAACCAAUAUCAAAAUUAUCCGCAAUACCAAAUGUUCAAUCAAAAUAAUCCAGCUGGGAUGAUACCUGCAAAUGUAAAUCCUCAAAAUAUGGGAAUGAUGAAUCUCUACCCAGCUAUGGCCCAGAACCAAAUGCAGCCAAUGCCAGUUCAAAAUCUUCAGCCUCAAAUGUUGAAUGCUCAGCCAAAUGAGAAUGCUGUCCAGAAAAAUCAGAAGGAGCAUAAUUCUGUAGACCAGAUGAAUUCUCAUGGACAAAGUCUUCCUACUCAACAGCCCUCUAAAAGUACUGAAAAGGAUAACACUGCUGCCUCUCAAUCUUUGCAGAACAACCUUGGACGAGGAGAUCGUACUACAGGUUCUAAAAAGCCAGAGAGCCAACAUUCAGUGCCUACUUACAAAGUUGAUCUUUCAACUAAAAAGAAAAUAACUCAAUUCAAAGAUGAAAGGCUUGAUAAAGCCUAUGAUAGGCUAUCUCCAUUUUUAAAUAAGCAAGAUAAAGAUGACCUAAAAUUUUCAGUUAAAGGGCUCAGAAGGUUAACCUUAAAGAGAGCAAAACACAGAAAGGAACAAAAAGAAGAAGAAUGAAAAAUAUACUUUCGGAGACAUCACCGUGUUUCUCUAAAGCAAUCUGUUAAUAUGUUUAAGGAGAUUUCAGAGUUUUUGAAAGCCAACCCUGAAGCUGAUAUUAAGAAUAAUGAAAGCUUACUAGAACACUUAAAGAGCACUGUCAAUGAUGUCCUAUUUAAAAAGAACCCAGAUGAGCCACAUAAUAUAGAAGAGAAUGUGAAACAAGAUGGUUUUGAACAAACGUUUCAUUAUGAGAAUCCACAAAUGUAUAUGAACAAUUACCCUUAUAAUCAAGAGUUCUCACAGAUGAAUCAGAUUAUUCCAAAUUUUAGGGAAGAUGUCGACCAAUUCCUAAAAUCUGUAUUGCAAAAGAAGCAUGAUAUGUACAAAUCAAGGGAAAAUAUUAUCCAAAAAGUCAAACUACUUGUCGAAGAAGUCCCUAAUAUUGAAAGUAUUGAGAUUUAUGGGUCCUUCAAGACCAAUCUUGAUCUUCCUUGGAGUGAUAUCGAUUUUGUUGCCUUUUCAGAUCUCUUUGAUGGCUCUAGAUGAUUAGAUGAACUGCAUACCCGGUUACAAGAUGAAGUAGAAAAAGAUAGCUGGAUAACUAAAAUAGAUUACAUCUCUUCAGCUUCUGUUCCUAUCAUCAAACUGAAUACCAUCGAUAAUGAUUUCGAAAUCAAGGUUGAUAUAUAACUUUUGGGGAUCAGGAUCAUAAAGGAAGCCAAUGAGUUCAAUUAGUGAAGGAUUAUCUCUCAUUUUAUCCAAUUCUUGGCUAUAUUGUCAUGAUUAUCAAGCAGAUUCUCAAGAUAAACUCCCUCAAUGAUCCUUACAGUGGAGGAAUAAGUUCUUAUGGAAUCACUCUGAUGAUAGUCGCUUUCCUUCAAUUCCAGAAAUUACACUGAAUAGGACCUUAUGGCCAAUUAGGAUAUUAUGAAACUUAUAGAAUGAACCAUAAUGACCUGGGUUGUACUGUAUUCCAGUUCUUACAUUUCUACGGCUACUUCUUCGAUUUUCAAAAAUGGGAUAUUAGACCUCAACUAGAGGAAGGAGGAAUGAUAGGAUUGGGCUGAGAACCCAUAGUCGAUAACCAAUGGCCUGAUGAGAAACUUAAUAUUUUCGACCCAUUGAAUGCUUCUAAUAAUGUGGGAAAGUCCUCUUUUAAAAUUGAAGAGAUCAAGGAAUGAUUCAAAGAAUGAGCGGAUAUUAUAAGCCCCAUCUUAUUCUCUUACCAACAAUUUGAGAUGAAUGGCUUUUAUUACCAUGAUGUGGUCAUAGAAAGCAAAUAUAACGAAUGGAAGACAAGACUCUUUGAUUUUUAGAAA